Penicillium robsamsonii is the source of this 951-nucleotide messenger RNA. RefSeq lists its product as uncharacterized. The record is from RefSeq and is a predicted model, not a curated record. Lineage: Eukaryota; Fungi; Ascomycota; Eurotiomycetes; Eurotiales; Aspergillaceae. The transcript has 2 exons. The coding region runs from base 1 to 951 and encodes 316 amino acids.
AUGGAGUACCCGGGACUCGCUAUUUUCCCCAUCCCGGCAUCAAUUCGGCGUCGACUGCCCCGCCUAUAUUCUUCCCGGGCCGUGCCCAAGCCCGAGUCAAACGGGGAUCAGCGCCGUGGACCGGCCUCUUUAUCCGAGCCUCAUCUACUAUGUCACAACCAAUUUUCUACACCAGUAGCACCCGAGCCCCAAAGGCCUUCCACGGCCAGCGAUGACUUGGAUUCGUUCGACUCCGGCUCCGUGGGGUCAGAUAGCCCCCGAGAGGGAAUGGGAUCCCCGACGAAAUACGAGACCGAGUCUGGCCUACGGUGGAAUCGAGUGGUGCCUGCAUUCAAUCUUCUCCGCAAUGCGGGAUAUGAAGCCCAGCAGCCACAGCCUGAUGGCCGCCUGGCUCGAUCUCUCUACGUUAAUGCUCUGGUUUAUCUUCUUGAUGCUUUACCUUCCGACUUGUCCGAUGAGGAAACUUCUAUGCUUCAGCGUCAUAUCCCAGAGCCGGUCAAAGUUGGGUUAACAACUUACGCCCCGCCGCCCGGGUAUAUGGAUGGCGCGCAUCAUAAAAUAAGCCCCCAGCCAAGAUCAUAUUUGCAUAAGAUUCUCGCCACGAUGAUUGUGCAGGUCUUCAUCCUAUUGCAGUUCCUUCUACCAUAUGCAAAGAUGUUAAUGCGCCAAUUAUAUGAGUAUGAGCGGACACAUCGCAUUACUGAGCGCAUUGUGGCUAGUACACUGGAGGCAGCUGACGGGUUGGGGAAAGGCGGUGUUAAUAUUGGAGCUGCCGUUUGUAACUUCAAUGAAGGGCGGGUUGGUACUGCUCUCUCGAAUUUCGCAGCUUGGUGGAUGGAAGGCAUAGCUGGAGGGAUAUACGAGGGAGUUGGUGAGGGGAUGGUGCAUUGGGGUCUUUUGGGGAAAGAAGCUGAUUUAGAUAGACUUCCCUUACAGGCAAUGAGUACGUAG